Penicillium soppii is the source of this 639-nucleotide messenger RNA. RefSeq lists its product as uncharacterized. The record is from RefSeq and is a predicted model, not a curated record. NCBI's taxonomy places the organism in Eukaryota, Fungi, Ascomycota, Eurotiomycetes, Eurotiales, Aspergillaceae. The transcript has a single exon. The coding region runs from base 1 to 639 and encodes 212 amino acids.
AUGGGAUCCUCAGCGUCCACAAUAUCUCACGAUGUGAACUCAGUCAGAGAUGGGGUUUCAUCUCGCUCUCAAGACGAAUGUUACUAUCCAAGAAACUCAAAAGACGCCGUCGACGUGUUCAACACGCUGCGUCAAGUUCUUCCAUCUGAACUUGUUCUGGAGAUAUUUGAAUAUGCACAAUACUGGCUGCGAUCCGCAGACUAUCGAGAAGACAGAAUAAGCUAUGGAAACGACAGCUAUCGCGAUCGGACUCCCUAUGUGAGAUCUGCACCCAUUCAAGGGGGGCGAUUGGAAGAGAUCAGAAUCGAUAUUUGGAGCCACGAUCAGGGAUGGAGUAGUUUCCCAGAGGACAGUGGAACUUACAGAAACUCCUGGACGUGGUUUGAGCUUGGGAUCGAAAGGCCAGAGGGAAGAGAGGAAAUCCCAGAAGACGAGAGUUUUCGCCUAGCGACCAACGUGCAUGCGCAAAGGCAAACAAAACAUCAUCAGGUCGUUUUUAAGCGUGACCAAAACGUGCCCUGGUUUGAGGCCCUCCAGGCUGGCGAUGUCAUUUCAAUUAUUCCGCUAGCGCGCUACCCCGGUUGGACAAACACUGUGGAUAAAGCCUCAAUUCGGAUUUACACUGCCUCUAUUGUGUGA